AUGGAUCCUCGUUGUCCUCGCAAAUGGACCCGGAAGGAAGAUUCGAUUCUGCGAUCCGAGGUCGGAGUCUAUCAAAGUAAGAGCCAAUCUAGGACUCUCAGAUAUGCAGUGGCUAAGAUCGCCAAAGAUACUUCAUCCCCGAUUCCAUGGACGGCGAUAUCAACGAAAUUGCCGGGUCGUAACAACAAAGAUUGUCGAAAACGGUGGUAUAAAAUGGCCGAUGCGUAUCGGAAAGGCCCGUGGACUGAGGAGGAAGAUCAAAGUCUACUCCAAGCCAUCAGUGCAUAUGGGACCCGGUGGAAUCAAGUCAGCCAGCAUGUCGGUACCCGCAAUGCGGAUCAAUGCGCCAAGCACUGGCAGCACUCCCUCGAUCCCAGUAUCGACCGAAGCCCGUGGACCGCCCAGGACGACGAAGCUCUGCUGAGUGCGGUCUUGGAACUGGGUCGGGCCUGGCGACUGGUCGCUUCGACCAAGUUCCCAUUUCGAUCGCCGACUGACCUCAAAAAUCGAUAUGAGUUGGUCUGCCGACGCUUACAGAAUACUGUGGAGGACCAGUCCUCUACCCAACUCCACCGUGCGCUUCCUGAUCUCGAUGAACUGAUGAAUCUGGGGUCUUCCCAUCAUUAUCCCGAGUAUUCUUCAAAUUUCGAGAAGAAUGAGCUUCCUGAUCUCGAUGAACUGAUGAAUCAGAAGACUUCCCAUCACAACCCCGAGUAUUCUACAAACCUCGAAGAGAUUCAGCCAUUCGUCCAACACCACCAUGAGCUUUCUGAUCUCCAUGGCCUGAUGAAUCUGGAGAGUUUCCCCAACGAUCCUGAGUAUCCCUAUUCAGACCCCGAGAUGGUCGAUCCAUCCCUCUUACCCUUGACUCCCGAGUCCGAAUUGCCCCCGAGAGUGGACACGGACACGUUUUGCUCCAAGCCAUCCCUUUCGAAGCCGAUCCCUCUCCCGUGUAAUCGACCUUCUCCUAGCGCAGUAUCUUCGCCGAGUUACACCUUGAUAGUAAAUAAUAUCGACCCAACUUCGGUCGGAGAUCUGAUGCACUCGCUGAUGGGAUGUGGGUUGAUGUUGGAUAUGAGACUUCAGCGACAGACCGAUAGAUUCACCUAG
Messenger RNA from Penicillium mononematosum, 1110 nucleotides. RefSeq names its product SANT/Myb-like DNA-binding domain-containing protein. Gene Ontology annotation, biological process: positive regulation of transcription by RNA polymerase II; mitotic cell cycle. Lineage: Eukaryota; Fungi; Ascomycota; Eurotiomycetes; Eurotiales; Aspergillaceae. The record is from RefSeq and is a predicted model, not a curated record. The transcript is spliced from 4 exons. Gene Ontology annotation, molecular function: DNA-binding transcription factor activity, RNA polymerase II-specific; RNA polymerase II cis-regulatory region sequence-specific DNA binding. Bases 1 to 1110 code for a protein of 369 amino acids. Gene Ontology annotation, cellular component: nucleus.